UUUAUAUUAAUGUUUUAUUAAGAAUUAUGUGUUGUUAUAUAAUUUAAGAGCACGUGAAACAUAUAUUAUUGUUCAUAAUUUUUCAUUUCAUUGAUUAAUUAGUUAAUUAAUUCAUCAUCAUGGUUCAGGCAAUUAAUGAAGAUUUUGACGAAGAUCAAGAAGAUGUGAGUCAAGCUUUAGCUCUAUUACGAGAGAUGAAUACAAACGUACAAAAUGUUGCACAAUUAGUUGAUAAUAUGAUUGUAAAAGUCCAUAAAGGUGAACUCUCAACCACACAAGGUUUGAGUUUCUUAGAAAUGAAAUAUCAUAUGUUAUUAAGUUAUUUGAUAAAUGUUACAUAUGCUAUAUUACGUAAAUGUUCUGGUGAAACAAUUGAAGGUGAUCCAUCCAUAGAUCGUUUAGUGGAAAUACGAACUGUUUUAGAAAAAAUACGACCUAUUGAUCAUAGAUUAAAAUAUCAAAUUGAUAAAUUAGUGAAAGCUGCCGUUCAAGGAACUGUCGAAGAAAAUGAUCCUAGCAUGUUACGUGCAAAUCCUGAUAAUUUAUUAGGUAAUGAUGGUGCCAGCUCAGAGGAGAGUGAUGAUGAAGAAGAAGGUACAAAAGAAAAAAAAUCUAAAUCUGGAUUAUAUGUGCCACCUAAGUUAGCUGCAGUACACUACGAUGGUGAUGAGUCCAUUGUUGAAAAGAAUAAAAGGUUACAGGAAAAUAAAAGGAAACAUACUUUACAUUCGUCCGUUAUUGAAGAUUUACGUGAUGAGUACUUAGAUACGCCCCAGGAGAUAUCACAUGGUAACUACGCUCAAAAAACAUUAUCACGUUUUGAACAAGAAAAAACUGAAUAUGAAGAAAAUUAUCUCACUCGAUUACCUGAAACAAAAGUUGAACGUAAUCGAAGGAAACAGUUACAUAGUAAUAUGGGAAAUCUAGCUGAUGAAAUUGUAUAUGGCCAUAGUUCAUCAAAUAGUAAAUCAUUAAAGCGAAAGCGACAGUCUAAUAAAAUAAAAAAGAAGAGUGGUGGUAAAAAGAGGCGUACUCAAUAGGAUCUUUUUUUCCUAAACAUUUUCGAUUAACUUUGGCCUUUAAGAAAGUAAGUCAAAUGUACAAUAAGAUUUUGUUUUAUUUUUUUUUUUUUACAAUUUGUAAAAUUCAUAACUUGUACAAAACAUAUUCAAAAUGUAAUCAGUGAAUCUUAAAAAUUUUCUAUCUACUAAAAUUAAUAAAUACUUGACAGUCAAGUCAUACUCCUUUUUAUUCAUUGCUAUACUUAGUUGAAAUAAAUAAGAGACAAAUAUUAAAUCCAUAAUGUAUUCAUAAAUUUCUUAUACUCUAAUUUUCUGAUAAAUAAUAGUUGUUUGGGAACUCAUAAAUUAACAUUAUGGUUGUACAUUGUUACCAAAAGCUGCCUCUCGACUCCCAAAUCAUUUAGCAAUCACUAUGGAAAAUGAUAAUAACGUAUCUAACCAAUUACGUAUUUUCAUCUUUAUCCGAUUUUUGAUUGCAAGAUGUCUAAUUUAGAUAUUAUGAAUUUAAAAUUUUCGUCAACAAGACAUGUUUCUUAAAAAAUUUGCUCUUUGCUCUCAAAC
Molecule: messenger RNA, 1583 nt
Organism: Chrysoperla carnea
Lineage: Eukaryota; Metazoa; Arthropoda; Insecta; Neuroptera; Chrysopidae
Product: neuroguidin
Exons: 2
Coding region: 120-1040 (306 amino acids)
Biological process (GO): maturation of SSU-rRNA from tricistronic rRNA transcript (SSU-rRNA, 5.8S rRNA, LSU-rRNA)
Cellular component (GO): small-subunit processome; nucleolus
Source: RefSeq, a predicted model, not a curated record